Molecule: messenger RNA, 342 nt
Organism: Paramecium pentaurelia
Lineage: Eukaryota; Ciliophora; Oligohymenophorea; Peniculida; Parameciidae
Source: the annotation of a GenBank genome assembly
UGAUGAGCAACAAUAGUAAAUAAGAACAGGCUACAUAUAUCUAACCUUCAAUUGAUCAUAAACCUUAUAGUGAAACUACUCAAUGUAUUGAAUAUAUAGAUUAAUAGAUAUCACUGAUAAUGUUAAACAAAAAUAUGAAGAAUUCAAUAAGAAAUUUUAAGAACCUUAGGUCUAAGAGAAAUGGGGAUUAGCAAAAAAUAUAGUAUUUGAAAGAACUAAAGAAUUUGGAGUAAUAAAUUAAAAAUAUUUAUAAUAGUAUAUUACUCUUGAUUAUUUUGUAAAGACUUUUGAAAUCACUAAAACCACAUUCACAGAUCUUCAUGGACUCUACCAUAAAUGAUA